Molecule: messenger RNA, 2163 nt
Organism: Exophiala xenobiotica
Lineage: Eukaryota; Fungi; Ascomycota; Eurotiomycetes; Chaetothyriales; Herpotrichiellaceae
Exons: 1
Coding region: 191-1996 (601 amino acids)
Source: RefSeq, a predicted model, not a curated record
GAUAGCCACGUUGCUCUUUCAGGCUUAGCGGUCUUCUGUUGCGGUCAGACCUCUGGCAACAUCAUCUGCGAUGAAACGAUCUCUCUCCAUCCCAUCCUGAAAAUUGGAUGAUGCUGCCUGUUCUUCCCUUCAUUACGGAGGAUGCGACUCGCAUCUUAAGAGAAAUCGAUUUUGUCAACGACCUUGCUUCAUGAUGACUGGUACUCUUCUGAAUCUUCUGUUGCAUAGCGGAAGGUGGCUCUUAACUCUAGUAUUCGCUUCGCAGAGUUGGGCGUACACCUUACCCGACUCCUUUAAUUGGAAUCAGAUUGAGCCUACUUCGCAUCUGAAUUACACGACCUGCUAUGACGGACUAGAAUGUUCUCGCCUGCUUGUUCCCCUGGAUUGGCAAAACUCGACCACCGACAAACAAGUCACAUUGGCUGUUGCAAGACUGGCAGCCAAGGUUGAUCCUUCAGAUUCAACUUUCGGAGGUACGAUCAUUAUCAACCCGGGUGGUCCUGGCGGAUCUGGUGUGGACUUGCUGAUGUGGUCCGGAGCCGGCAUACAGGAAAUAGUCGAUGGAGACAAACACUUUGAGAUUCUCUCAUUUGACCCACGAGGCAUUCAUCACACCAGUCCGAUGGCAAGCUGCUUCGAAGAAGAUGGUGCUCGGAGCCGUUUUGAAAUAGUAGAUGUGUCUGCUGGAAGUGUCGAAGAUUCAGCAUCAUCACUCAACACAAAAUGGGCCCUGGCUGAAGGAUUAGGCAAGUUGUGCUCUUCCACUGACGCUGGUGUCUGGCCAGAUGGGACCGACAUUAGACAAUAUGUCAGCACCUUGCAAGUAGCGUAUGACAUGCUUCAUUUGACUGAGGUGAUUGAAGAAGAACGGAUUCUCUCAAGAUAUGAGGUGGGCGUCGUCACCGAAGCAGCACAGCAGAUUGUGAAGACAAAGCCCCAACCGUUGCUCAACUACUGGGGCUUUUCGUAUGGAACAUACCUGGGCAAUACAUUCGCAAGCAUGUUCCCAGAUCGUAUCGGACGUAUGAUACUCGACGGCGUUGUUGAUGCCUCAGACUACACAGCAAGCGGCUGGCGCACCAAUCUUCAAGACAAUCAUAAAGUUUGGAGACUCUUCCAUCAAUGGUGUUUCGAGGCUGGCCCAAGAUGUCUACUGAACGAUAACUCAACGAAAGAAUGGACCCAGAUAGAAUCCAAAGUCGAUAAGUUUCUCAAUCACCUCAAAUCCAAUCCGCUCUCCAUCGUAUUCCGACACAGGAUUUACCUCCUGCGCUACUUUGAUCUCGAAAAACUGAUGCACAGCGCUUCUUAUGCGCCAUGGCAAGUCUGGCCUCUUUUAGCCCAAGGUCUUGCAGCACUCAUCCAAGGCGACACGUCAACAUUUACAUCUUUGUUCGAAUUCAGCACUUGGAUACCUCGCCCUAGCAAUCUUCCGCCACUCCAGCUUCUUAAUCCAUUCAACAACCACUCGGCUCCUUACCCGCCUUCGUAUCCCUCUGGACUCGAAGCAUCUAUUGCAAUUCUCUGUGGCGACGGCGAGGACAUCACCUCCGAAUCCAAAUCAGACUAUCUCUCCUACCUCGACGAGCUACUGGACCAGUCACAAUUGAUCGGGCCUGUCUGGGCCGAGAUCACACUCCAUUGCCGCAGCUGGCCCAAAUCCGCACGCCCGUCGUCAAGAAACCGUUUCACAGGCCCCUUCGGCACCAAAGCCCAUGAACGAGGCACUGGAAAAGACGAUGGGACUGGCCUUAUGCUGUUCAUCGGCAACACAGCGGACCCAGUAACGCCGUUGCAGAAUGCUUACAAGAUGGCGGAAGGCCAUGAAGGGAAAGGCGUGGGCCUAUUGGUUCAGGAAACACCAGGACACUGUAGUGGUGUUAACAUACCGAGUCAGUGUACAUGGGGUGUUAUUAGCAGAUUCUUCAAUAAUGCAGAGUUGCCCGAGAGAGACAAGAGGUGUGAGAUUGAUUGGAAGCCGUGGGAUAUGGUUUGAAGAUUAUGGAAACCUGGAGGCAGGAACCGUACUGGAAUGGGGAGGUCGGAAACUGCCGCUGCGAGGGUGAGGUGGAGGGUGAGAGGGUUGAGUCGGGCUGAGCUGGAUUUAUAGGUUAAAGCGGCACGGUUUGGGUGAGCGCCCAGACUAGUGAGGCAAGCUCGCCG